This is a messenger RNA of Ornithodoros turicata, 354 nucleotides long. RefSeq lists its product as uncharacterized. Lineage: Eukaryota; Metazoa; Arthropoda; Arachnida; Ixodida; Argasidae. The coding region runs from base 1 to 354 and encodes 117 amino acids. The record is from RefSeq and is a predicted model, not a curated record. The transcript is spliced from 5 exons.
AUGACAAAAUUCGACGGAUCAAUGCAGCCCUUUGCAGAAAAUAACAACAAGCUGAAGAUGAAAGUAUACGACACCUAUGUGCUGAAUGAGGAACAGGAAAGAAACCACCUCGUGGAAAUUCCUGGGAGACAGUUUCAGUCAAUUGACUCAGAGAGAACCUCUGAGAGACUUAAGGGAAGAAUAGUUGAAUACCCUGGGGUCAACGAGUCCGACAUCGUCUACGUAUUUACGAGAAAGCUCCUCAGCAAGGAAGGUUCUCAACAGACUAGUUGGGACUGGUACGAAGAUAAAACAGGACCCUGUGGAGGACGUUUGCUGCCCAACAUCUACUACGACCCUCCCUUUCCUACCUAG